GACCGGCGGUGCUCUCGCGAGAAGUGGAAACUCAGGCGAGCAAGCGGGGGGCGUGACCGGAAGAAGGUUUAUUUCAAAGCGGUAAUAGAUAGUUAUUUUACCCAAUAGAAUUGCAAACGAGCCUCCGAAACCGGUAGAGCUCGGGAGUAAGGGCGGUAGAAGCCAAUAGGGACUGGGAAGGGCGGGCCAGGGCCGGCCGAGCGGAAGUUGGGUCUCCGUGAGGCGGUGGAGUCCUGCCUGAGCGGGUCUCCUUAGCGGCUGAGGGCGGUGGUACGUCCUUGCUCGAGCGCUUCGAAUGUGGCGUCUGCCUGAUCUCACCAACUCCAGGACUUGGAAAUAGUGGACAUCUAAUUGACUCCAGAUUGUAAGCCACAGAUGAGUACUCAGCGGGCGUGAGAGAUUGAGAACAUUCCACCUCCCCAUAAACCUUGGUGUAUAUCACUUGAUUUUCUGUUAAUUGAAGCCAGAGAGCACAAUGAGUACACAUGUGUGUCAGGUGACUCAUACCUCCUGUAAUUCUAGAUCCAGUCAUCUGUCACCCUCUACUGGCCUUUGUGGACACCAGGCAUGCAUAUGGAGAGAAGAAAUCCUCAAAGAAAGCGGCGUGGUGGAACAGUAAGUUCUAGACAAGCCCAGAAGCGAACUCGGGAAACAACUUCAACCCCUGAGAUUUCCUUGGAAACAGAACCCAUAGAACUCGUGGAAACUGCUGGUGAUGAAAUUGUGGACCUCACCUGUGAAUCCCUGGAGCCUGUGGUUGUGGACCUCACUCACAAUGACUCUGUUGUGAUUGUUGAAGAAAGGGGAAGGCCAAGAAGAAAUGGAAGGAGGUUACGCCAAGACCAUACUGACAGCUGUGUGGUGAGCAGUGAUGAUGAGGAACUGUCUAGGGACAGGGAUGUGUAUGUGACUACCCAUACUCCUCGAAGCGCCAGGGAUGAAGGAGCUACAGGACUCAGGCCCCUGGGUACUGUCAGUUGUCCGAUCUGCAUGGAUGGAUACUUUGAGAUUGUGCAGAGUGGACGCCGCAUUGUUUCUACAGAAUGUGGCCACGUCUUCUGUAGCCAGUGCCUCAAUGAUUCCCUUAAGAAUGCUAACACUUGCCCAACUUGUAGGAAAAAGAUCAACCAUAAACGCUGCCACCCCAUUUAUAUAUGAAAUGUUCAGAACUGCUCAGGAUAAACCAAUGGACAGACAGCCAAGCUAGGCUUUCUGCUUGGUAUCUGCCUCCAGUUUCCUGAGCUAAAAAAGACUUUCAAAAAUCAA
Messenger RNA from Microtus ochrogaster (prairie vole), 1266 nucleotides. It is a transcript of the gene Rnf4, whose product is annotated as ring finger protein 4. The transcript is spliced from 9 exons. Gene Ontology annotation, cellular component: PML body. Gene Ontology annotation, biological process: positive regulation of transcription by RNA polymerase II. The coding region runs from base 568 to 1158 and encodes 196 amino acids. The record is from RefSeq and is a predicted model, not a curated record. Lineage: Eukaryota; Metazoa; Chordata; Mammalia; Rodentia; Cricetidae. Gene Ontology annotation, molecular function: transcription factor binding; zinc ion binding.